This is a messenger RNA of Rotaria socialis, 1560 nucleotides long. NCBI's taxonomy places the organism in Eukaryota, Metazoa, Rotifera, Eurotatoria, Philodinida, Philodinidae. The record is from the annotation of a GenBank genome assembly.
AUGAUCGACAAUAUUGGAGAGUCAAUAAAAAUGGCAAAAAUAUUUUGUUUUGCUUCAGGUCAAACUCUGACUAUUGAUGACGAUAAAAUCGGAAAAAUCCCAUAUUUAGCUGCUCUUGUUUCCUCUGCGGAUUGUUUUGAAUCGGUAUAUGACGAGCAUGGUUAUUAUAAACUCGAUCUACAUAUUGAAUAUAAAUACUUCUCUUUCAUUCUUGAGUCAAUUUCAUUCCAUUCAGUUCGACAACUAUUUACUCAUUUACCUAAACAAUAUGAUGUUAUACAUAUUAUUGCUCUUCUCGAUUUCCUUGGUAUUGGACCACAACCAGAUCCUGCACUACGGGAGGUCGAUAGCACUUUCUUUUCAAAUUUAGUAUUUAGUCCUUUCUUAGAAGGAUAUUUACUGCAAAUUAGACCAUCGGUAAUUCAAGAUAUGGCCGUUCGAUUUGCGAUUGCAAUGGCUAAAGAGGAAUAUAAUUUUAAUGAUCAUAAAGUGAUUGAUCAAAUAUAUUGGUUUAUUAUGUUUAUUUUAAGCGCUUACAAAUUAUUUGGAUCUCGUCUUCGUCAUCAUGUAUAUCAAAUUGCUGAAAAUUGUUUUUCUCUUUUCGAACCGUUGCUAUUAAAACGUCUCAAGAAACUUAUACAGAGAACACAGGAAGGUGAAAACAAAUUCAGAUCAAUUACCAACGAGAACGCCAUUGAUCCUGAUGAAAAUAGCGAAUGUUCUUUAGAGCAAGCAUGGGAUAUACCGUCUGACGAUUGGUGCUGGUUCAGUAGAUCAACAUUAAAAGAACGACAGGAUUUAAUUGCUAAUCGCACAUACACCAGCUAUCACACGUAUUGGAUUUCGAGAUCAUCUCACUCGCAACAAUAUAUUGAAGCAGCAUCUCGACGUGUACUAGAGAUCACUUACGAGCGUUUGCAAAGUGCAAUAUGUCAACGUGCAUUAAUAGCAAUACAUAACAGAAACAAUUUCAAUAAAAUCGUGGACAAGUGUGGCAAUUUGCUGCUACCUUCGGGUUUAGGAAGCCGUACAGACUGCUUUGUCUUACCGAAAGAAGUAAGCGACAUAUGGAAACAUGAGCAGAUAGAGAAAGAAAUACGUGAACUUAUAUUGGAAGAAAUCUACCUAUUGAAACCCAAACUAGAACAAAGACGAAAUGAAUUAGUGACACAAAUAAGAGAGUAUGAUCAGAGUCAGGAAAUACUAGAUGAAGAUGCAUUUAAUCCAUUUCAUCUGUAUCUAUUAUUUCGAUCAACUUUUGAGAGUUUACAAGAAGAAGCUUUAUCUUAUGUGCUCCUGCUCGAUAACUUAAAUCAAGGUUCAAGUACAGAAGAAGAAAUAUAUCAGCGUGUACUGGAUGGAUUAUACACUAACGCAAGGAAACAAUUUAUACAAUGGUCGAGCAUGCAAAAAACUAUAUGUAAACUGUAUGAUAAAUUAUCAUCAUGCCAGGAAACAAUAAAUAUUGUUUCUAUGAUACUAAAUACUACAUAUCCAAAAUAUCAAAUCCCAGUAUAUAAACCGUUACCAAAAUGUCAACGUAAAUACUCAAUCCGCUAA